AUGUACUACUACCAUGUAAAAUGCAAGUACAUCAAUGCCAUCAAGCUGAGACUCUUUCCUAUGUCUCUGCUGACAAAGCUCACCAAUGGGAGAAGAGCUUGCCCCAUGGCACAAUCACCACUUGGGAUGAAUGCAAGAAGGCCUUUCUUGCUAAAUUUUUCUCCACCGGUCGCACAGCCAAGCUUAGGAGAGAUAUCCAAGUCUUGCACAGCCAAGCUAAGGAGUGAGAUUGAGCUUCAUACAGAGAACAAUGAGACUUUUGCUGAGGCUUGGGAGAGGUUCAAGGGCUACACAAGUCAGUGCCCACAUCAUGGCUUCAACAAUGAGUCUUUACUCUCUACUCUUUAUAGAGGAUGCUUGGCAAGGUAUAGAGAGAUGCUGGACACAGCCAGCAAUGGAAACUUCCUAAAUCAGGAUGUGGAUGAUGGUUGCAGCUUGUGGAAACAUUGCAAACUCCAAUGGAAGUUAUGGAGAAGAGUAUGA
Molecule: messenger RNA, 483 nt
Organism: Microthlaspi erraticum
Lineage: Eukaryota; Viridiplantae; Streptophyta; Magnoliopsida; Brassicales; Brassicaceae
Source: the annotation of a GenBank genome assembly